AUGCCUUGUUCAAGUCGACAACAACGAGGCCAUUACGCUACUAACGCAUGCACCAAUUGCCGAAAAAAACACACGAAGUGUUCUGAAGAAUCUACUUGCAAAUAUUGUUCAUCGCAUAACUUUAGGUGUAUUUAUGUUAACACGGUUAAAAAGCGAGGACCGAAAGUGGCUAAUAGAUCAGCUAACGUUUUUAAAAGUAAUUUCAAUGAAGAUGCAAAUACUGAGCAGGAACAAACAUUGACCUUAACUGAAUAUCCAUUUAGU
This is a messenger RNA of Dentiscutata erythropus, 264 nucleotides long. The record is from the annotation of a GenBank genome assembly. Lineage: Eukaryota; Fungi; Glomeromycota; Glomeromycetes; Diversisporales; Gigasporaceae.